GUGACUCACAGCUGAUUUCCGGCCCCACCCCCGCCUCCUGGCCGCGCCGCCCCAGCGUCGGUUAGCACAGUGGUCCCCGGCCUCGGCCCCGCGCGAUGGCGCACGCGGCCCCGACGGGCGCGCAGGAGCAAGGCGGCCCGAUUCGCGUGGAGCACGACCGCCAGCGCCGCCAGUUCUCCGUGCGCCUCAACGGAUGUCAUGACCAGGCUGUCCUACUUUACGAGUAUGUGGGCAAGCGGAUUGUGGACCUACAGCACACAGAGGUACCAGACGCCUACCGAGGGCGUGGCAUCGCCAAGCAUCUGGCCAAGGCUGCUCUGGACUUCGUGGUAGAAGAGGACUUGAAGGCCCACCUCACAUGUUGGUACAUCCAGAAGUAUGUCAAGGAGAACCCCCUGCCGCAGUACCUGGAGCACCUACAGCCAUGACCCUGACAGCUGCACGCAGGAGUACACCCCACAGGCCUUCCAUGUGGGCCUCACCCAGCUCAUGGGCUCUCAGGAACCUGCUCCUGUGGGGACAGGCUCAGAGUUAUUCUUUUAAGGACAUUCGUCUGCAUCCCUCAUUCAAGGUUUUGGGGGCCAGCUGCUGGCAAGGAUAUACGGAGGUCCAGAGUGGGACGAAGGGUAGGCCAGGCAGGCAAGAUCCCCUUCCCACAGAAAUUCUCCAGCUAUGCAGAGGUCUCCCUUCUACCCGCUGCACACUCCAUCCGGCCCAGGCUAGUGGGUCCCUGCUCUGAUCAGCAGGAAGCUGAUGUGUGGUCCCUCCUACCACCUUCUGGAGUUGUGUCCUGCAAAUGAGGAGGAUGCUUCUGGAACCAAGAAAAACAAGAAAACUUUUGUGCCAACAUCCCAAGGUGGGGUGCCAGGCCUCAGUGGUACCAUUGCUAACUUUCUCAGACUUCUGUGCCCUGGCACAAGCACUGAAACUGCAGCAGAUGGCAGCCUUCCCUGAUGUGUGAGGACAGUGGAUAGAGCUCUGGCCCGGACCUGGCUGUGCAUGCACACUGACCAGAGUGUGCAGACAGGGCACGCAGCAGUGGGUGUCUUCCUCUCCUUGGUACCGACACCUCUGAGCUCUCAUGUGGGCUCUGUAGGAAAACAAAGUCCCCCCAUCCAAGGAUAUGCCUUGCCAUAGACCCAUCUGCCAGAGUCAGUUCUGAGACUUGGCUGUGAUCUGCUGAACAGUGCAGCAUCCCUGGCUGCUUCUGGUCUUUCAGUUGCACCUGCUUUCUUGGAGGUCACCUUGGCAGGGAAGUGGCAUACUGUCCCCCAGAAUCCAUUUGUGGCCUCUUUUUUGCUGUCCUGGCCUAUGGGUAUCUUCCACCUGCCUCUCCACUGCUGGAGUUGCAGUUCAGAACCCAGCCACAGCAGCUCAGGUCCACCCCAGAUAUUUGUGUACAGACAUCUUCCCACCCCACAGGAGGAAUACUGAAAAUUGUACCAGGAGGCCAGGCAACCUGCCCAGGAGUCCCUGAGCUCAGAGCUCUUGUGCCUCACCACUGUGAGUCAUGGGCAUGAACUGGUGUGGUCACCACCAUCCUUAUCUCCCUACCUCCUGCAUCCCUGGAUCUUACCCCAUUCUUGAUGCUCCUAUUCCAGCCUCCAGAAAUUCCAGAAUAACCCAGCACAGCCCCACUUGUCCCCCUUGGCUCUGUCUGCCAGGGGCUCUUUUCAGGGAUCAGAGAAACCCCUGGACCUCUAAGAAGACAUUGCUGACAGUGUUCUGAUAGCAGGUGACUCCCUGUAGUAUAGUGGCAGUGUGUCCACAAUACAGUACUUGAAUGAGGGUCCUGAGUCAUGUGGGCCCAAGAAGAGUGGCUGGGCUUAAUCUGUGGGUUUGUCUCUAGUUCCUGCAGUGUGACCUGGGCAUUCUCACUGCCUUGCCAGCUUUAAAGUACCACUGGCCCUGCCACACAGCCUCACAGUAUAGCAAUAACCAUGUCUCAGCCCUCCCCCCCUUGGCUAACACUGCCCAAUUGGGCCACUCUGGUGCUACCCUAUCCCCAACCCCCAAUACUUGCUCCAUGUCCUGAGAUUCUAAGAGCCCAAGGUUAGGGACCGAUCACUCUGGGCCUCAUGUUCCUUCAGCAGGUCUGUGCUGUGGCCAGAUCUUACCCUAGGGCUUCUCCUCUUUGCCCAGCCGACUCAUGUGCCUUUCCUACUCUGGACCUGCCAUCGGUGGUGUCUUGGCCAAGCCUGGUCUUCAAAACUGCAGCCCACCUCACUUUUUGACUUCUGAACACAUUGCAUGACAUGAUCAACAUACUGUUUAUCCCACUGGUAACUGAUGAAAGACUUAAGGCACAGUGAGGAAGUCAGGGAGCCCCAGAUUGAGGGAAGAAGGAAAAUAGGUUGUGUGGGGUCCUCCCCCAUGUCCAGGCUGUUCCUGGGUCCUCAGCACCACCAGCAUAGUGGAACAGUUCCACUUCAAGGGAAAAGAGCCAGGAUCUGAAGGGUCCCUGGCUGAGGUCUCCCAGUAUAGUAGUGGCAUUAACAUUGGGAUCUCAGCCCCAUUCUGAGCAACUUUGCCAUCUGCAUCUCUUUUCCACACUACCUGAACACCCUGUACUUCCUUCAGAGGCCACACUCCCCAUUGCUUGGGCAACAACUUGCUGGGGAUUCAUGAAAGAGAUUAUGAUGCCACACCAACUUCUGACACAUGAGCUGUUCUUUGUCCUGAAGUUGAUCCUUUGGGGAUUUCUGGCCCAGAGCAGGGAGCCUUACCCAGUAUUGGUAAACACGGGCACUACAGGAAGUUAAAAAGCCUUCCAAAACAAGAUCACAGUAAAAAGGGAAUCACCAGCCAGAAACCUACACAGAAGCCUCAGGGUCCAAAACCAGUUCCUAUCUUCUAGAUGGUGCCCAGUGUAUGUAUUGUGUCUGAUGUUUACUUUGGGAGACAAAUAGCCUCAGCGAUACCCUGAUAAAACUUCUAGCAACUUCCUUGCUUUCUUGGUGGGCUGAGAUGGGACUGUCUUCAGCUGUAAAGGUGCAUGCAUGGCUUAUUGAGAAUGACCAGCAUCCAGAAGUCUGGCUUGCAUAUGGGGCUGUGUUUGUAAGCAGGAAUACUCUGGAACACUUGGCCACACACUGUUCCUCAGAUCAGGACUCAGGCUGGUUCAAGUCCUCCCAGAUGUCCUUUUACUAGUCUCAGGGUCCUACUUGCAGCUCAAUGCCCUAAGUUUCAUAAAAGAUCUGAUGAGGCUAUGAAUUCGACUUGCAACUCUGCAACCUCCAGGAUGACAUUUAGGGAUUUCAGCUGUAUCUGUCCUAUGGCUUCAAGAUAUUAAAGAUGCUUUUCUGGUUGUCAAA
Nannospalax galili (Upper Galilee mountains blind mole rat) is the source of this 3314-nucleotide messenger RNA. It is a transcript of the gene Natd1, whose product is annotated as N-acetyltransferase domain containing 1. The record is from RefSeq and is a predicted model, not a curated record. Lineage: Eukaryota; Metazoa; Chordata; Mammalia; Rodentia; Spalacidae. The coding region runs from base 96 to 428 and encodes 110 amino acids. The transcript is spliced from 3 exons.